CGCUGAGCCUGGUAUUUUGAGCGCUUUGCGGCGUACCGGACAUCCUAUCAACCGUUUCAGCUCAAGUAAACGUCGUACUGCCCCAUCACUGGGUUCUAGAGAUCGCAACCGAGAUCGCGAUAUGGAUCGUGAUCGUGACCGAGAUCGCGAUCGUGAACGAAAUCGACUUCGUGAUCGGGAGCGAGGUCGGACAAGAGAACCAGAUUCACCUUCUCGCAGUCGGUAUCACGAGGAUAGUCCUUAUGACCGCCGUAGACGACAUGACGACCGAUCACCUCGUCGCAGAUCUCGAAGCCCCGCGUAA
Messenger RNA from Echinostoma caproni, 304 nucleotides. The record is from the annotation of a GenBank genome assembly. NCBI's taxonomy places the organism in Eukaryota, Metazoa, Platyhelminthes, Trematoda, Plagiorchiida, Echinostomatidae.